Molecule: messenger RNA, 3213 nt
Organism: Mustela lutreola (European mink)
Lineage: Eukaryota; Metazoa; Chordata; Mammalia; Carnivora; Mustelidae
Gene: SAXO2
Product: stabilizer of axonemal microtubules 2
Exons: 4
Coding region: 120-1484 (454 amino acids)
Biological process (GO): microtubule anchoring
Cellular component (GO): sperm flagellum; centriole; ciliary basal body
Molecular function (GO): microtubule binding
Source: RefSeq, a predicted model, not a curated record
GAAGCCGGCGCCGCGUCGGUCUCCCCGGCGCCCGCGGUUGCCCUGACGACCGCGGGAGCGUGGGCCGCGCGGCGCCGGGUGUGCGGGGUCCGGCGGGGCGGCAGCGGUGCGCCGUGAGCAUGAGGAGCCGGUGUCUGUGUCAGAUCUGCACCUGCGGGCGACAUCACUGUCCACGUGGAGCCACAAGGAUUUAUGAAAAUUCUGGCAUAUCUUGCCCCACCACUGAAUAUUUGGAAAAAUACCCUAUGUAUGGCAAUGUUCCUCCACCUCAGAGUCUUAAACCCAAGCAAGAAUUCCGAGCAGGCCGUGGUAAAGUGGAAGGAAUAACAACUUUUAAAUCGGAUUAUCGUCCUUAUGAGAUAGUCAAACAGCCUCGCCACGUGCCAGAAGAAUACAAACCAAAGCAGGGGGAGAUUGAUCUUGGCACCACCUACAAACGGGACUUUAAUUCUUACGAAGUGCAGCCUGUGGCCAUAGUCCGGCCUCUGGAGAGACAACGAGUUAAACAAGGAAAGGUGGACACUGUCCCAACCUAUAAAGAUGAUUAUAGAGCUUGGGACAUUCAGAAAAUUGACCCUUAUAAACCAGAACAAGCUUACCACCCCCCCACCGUGAAAUUUGGAAAUUCAACCACAUUUCAGGAUGACUAUGCUCCUCAGGAGAUAAAGCCCAGGCAAAGCUUUAAACCCAGCCCCGUGGUCAAACGUUCUACAGUCCCUUUUAAUGGUGAUACAAGUCAUCGCCUUGACUACGUACCUUAUCAGCUAGAACUCAAGUUUGCAAGGCCUAAAGAAGUGUACAAGCCAACCAGUCAACCCUUUGAGGAUCUCACAACUCACCGAUAUGACUUUCAGGGUCUUCCUGGCGAAACUGCGAAAAUCUGCAGACCUCCAUACACCAGAGUGACCCAAAAUGCUCAUUUUGAAGGCAGCACGGAAUUCCGCGAAAGCUUCCAACCAUGGGAAAUCCCACCACCCGAAGUCAAGAAACCACAGGAGUAUGUCCCGCCUGCAGGUACCAUGCAGCUAAACAGCACAAGCCAUCUCGACUAUGUUCCCUAUCAGACCAAACGUGUUAGUCCCAUCAGGCCAGUUUCUCAGAGAAAAUUUAACAAUGUCCCUUUUCAAGGAAAAAGCACCACAAAGGAAGAUUUUCCAGCCUGGGAAUGCUGUCGUCAAGGUCUUAUUAAGCAGCAGCAGCAGAUUUCCAACCCAUCUGGAAGAUUCGAUGGUUGGAGCACUUUCAGGUCUCACUAUGUGCCCCACGAGCUGAUUCGGACCGAGAGCUGCAAACCCGCGCAUGCUCUGUUUCAGAGUUCUGCUCCGUUCGAUGACACCACCAUGUACUCUACAGAAUACACACCGAAGAAACAGGAAGUCUGCCCUGCUAGUUAUCCUUCUCCUCCAGGCUAUAUCUUUGAAAAUACAAAUUCUGAAGGUCAUAAAUUCUUCCGCAAGGUCACGCCCAUAGUGGAGGCCUUCUAAUCAUCAAAUCAUGUUUAAAAGGAAGCUAACAGAUACUGGUUUUCUAAGUAGGAAAAGCCAGAGUUGUUUUUUUUUUUUUUUUUUUUUUAGAGGGGAGGGGAAGAGAAAGAGAGAGAAUCUUAUGCAGGCUCCAAGCCCAGCACAGAGCCGACAUGGGGCUCGAUCUCACAAUCCUGAGAUCAUGACCUGAGCUGAAAUUGAGAAUUGGAUGCUUGACCGACGGGGCCACCUACACGACCCAAAGCCAAUUUUAUAUAGUCAAAAUAAUUUAUGGGAGAGCUAAAACAAAUCAUUUUUAAAUCUUUCAAAAUGAAUUUGCAAAAUUAUAAGAAAUAAGAACCUUAAAAUCCAUUUUGUAUUGCUCUUUUACCAAGAUUGUCCUUUAAUACGCUAUUCUGAAUGUUGAAUCAUGGACAUUCCCAACUGAACUACUUUAAUCCCCAACCUACUAUUUGGUUGCUUGCCUCUGUCUAUUAUCAUGUUCCCAUACAUUUUUAAUUAUGGUGACUACCACAGUUACUCACAUACAGUUUUCAUGUAUUAAGGACAUCAGGACUGUCUGGCCCACCUCUGAAAAUGAUGCACGGAUUCCUCAUCCAAGACAGUGGUCUUCAUGUCCUCAGACUUCAGGGCAUCUACACAGUCCACUAUGGUUGGUGGUGCUAGGGAGGUCACACUGCCCCUCACCAUGUUCAAGUUCAUAAGAGGAACUGUGGUGCAACCAGCAAGGGGUCUGUGGGCUGGAAGUCAAGGCUCUGAGUUGGGGUCCCGAUGACAUCACCCUGGCCAAUGACUCAUGUUUUUGAGCCCCAGUAUCUCCACUCUUAAAAGGACAUCUGCUCUGCUUAGUUCACAAAUACUGCGUUUUGAGCAUCAGAUCGUACGAUUCAUUGUAACCCAAAAGCAAAAGUGCUAAGGAAAUGUCAGGCAUUCACACUAAGUCCCUUAAUCUCGUUUUGUACCUGUUUUCUCCAUUUUCAGAGUAAGGUAACUAACCUACUCACUACUCAUUUUCUGGCCUGAGGCAAGGAUUGUAAAACGACCGAAUUUGCUCUGAGCUUAGGAGUAGUUUGAUUCCGGAAGAGUCUUGUCCUCUCCAGCCCUACAAGCACCGGAGAACUCAUUCCAGAGAAUGGAGCACUUGGAUGCGGAGAAGAACAUGGUUUGAAAGACAGUACUUAUGGGAAGGAAAAAGGUAUUUGUUAGAGUAGUUUUAGAAAUGACCGACAGCAGUGAAGAAUCUUCUGGAUAACCUUGGGUAAGGACGUACCUAAUGGCCAUGUCCCGAGUCAGGGUUCAGAAGCAGGGGCAGGCUCCGGGUGGGGCAAAGUUACGUCCUUCUUCUCCAGUGUGAGCUAAGUGCUAAGAAGGGAGGGGAGAAAUGAUCCCAGUAAGUGAGCCAGGAAGAACAGGCUGCAUUUAUGAACGCUGAGAAUGUCCUAAUGAAUCACAUUCCUAUUGUUUCUUUUUCUUUGAUAAAUGAUUGUAUUAUGAAAGAGAGUAUGAUUUAGUGUAGCACAAAGUUUAAUCUUCUGUAGCUUUAAAGUUGUCUCAAACAACAUGCUCACUUGAGAAUAAGUGCACCAAUAUUUGGCUAAAACAUUUUUAAUAUUUGAAAGUAGCUUCUUUUUAUUUACAUUUGUAUCUAUUAGUGAAAUUGUGAUAUGUAUAAUUCUUUAUCUAGGCAACAUUAAUAAAGCAUCAAUAAAAUGAAUGAAUUUUCAUGAAA